This is a messenger RNA of Aplysia californica (California sea hare), 2273 nucleotides long. RefSeq lists its product as uncharacterized. The transcript is spliced from 3 exons. The coding region runs from base 162 to 2240 and encodes 692 amino acids. NCBI's taxonomy places the organism in Eukaryota, Metazoa, Mollusca, Gastropoda, Aplysiida, Aplysiidae. The record is from RefSeq and is a predicted model, not a curated record. Gene Ontology annotation, molecular function: DNA binding. Gene Ontology annotation, cellular component: nucleus.
UACCGAUUACAGGCUUGUUUUGUUUUGUCUACGAAUGAACGUCGAAUGAGCCUGUUGAUUGUUGAUGUUGUAAUUUCGUGAACAAGGGUGAUGAAAACACCUUGAACCCCGUAUUAAUUGCCAAAAUUCUAGCUCAAGAACUCUGUUCGGUUUGAGACGUAAUGGAAUCCGAUUUUGCAAAGAGUGACAAUGACAAGAAGGUCGUUGUUAGCUACGAAGAUUACUGUGACUUGGUUUCUGUGGAGCACGAAUGCAAUACUCGGGCAGAUCACAUGAACAGGACGAAAGAGGAGAUAAAGAAAUUAGAAACGGAAGUUGAAAAAUUGAAAAUGGAGGCUCAGUGGUGCUUUGACGAGCGAGGGAACAGAAUUAUUGCUACAGCUGAACAACAGGCUCUUGAAAUUAGCCAGAAAAUUAUGGAACAUCCCCAGCUAAUGGAAGAAACCCAAAUGGAAUCCUAUACACAAGAGACCCUGGAACGAGCAAUUGAGUUAGUCAAAGGAAAACACAUGUCUUUGAACGGUGCUUCGAAGACUUUCAACAUCCCCUACUCCACGCUGGGGGACAAGAUCAGAGGACGGAGGCCAGUCAAAGCCCAGCCAAAGACCGUCCUGUCCAUCGAGAAGGAGCUGAAGCUCGUCGCCUGGCUCCAGGAGUCAAGCAAACUUGGAUUUGGCCGCACACGUGAGGACCUGAAGGAUGCGGUGAAGAAGAUCCUUGACGCAGAGAAGCGGACAACCAUCUUCAAGGACAACAGGCCUGGGAAAGACUGGUUCCAGGCCUUUUUUAAGCGUCAUCCCCACCUAUCAUUAUCUGAGAGGGCAUUGCAGGUUCUCGGAAAAGAGCAGGCUGUUGUGACAAGGGACAGCCUGAAUACCUGGUUCCAGGAGAUGAAGGAGUACAUCGAUCAGCAAGACGCUUCACUCCUCACGAGCCCUGACCGCAUCUUCAAUGCGGGCGAGUCAGGCUUCAGUGUUUGCCCAAAGACCAAAAAGGUGAUCAGCGAAACAGGGGCCAAGCAUGUCAAUGCCCUAACCAGUGGGUCACGGCAGCAGGUCACCACCCUUGCCUGCAUCUCCGCAAAUGGGCGGUACCUUCUGCCUCUCCUCAUCUUUCCCUACAAGAGGGAUCCUCCAUACAAUGCUCUUGAGGGCUUUGAGCAAGCGUUCUUCAACAAGAGUGACAAUGGAAGGAUAACUGAAGGCGUUUUCCUCAGUUUUCUGAGGGAUAUUUUUAUCCCUCACCUAGCGAGAGAGGGCAUGAAGAGGCCUGUCGUUUUGUUUGUCGCUGGCCACUCCAGCCAUAGCUCGCUUGAGGUCUCCGACCUCUGCAGCGAGAACGGGGUAAUAUUAUAUUGCCUCAAGGCCCACAGCAGCCACCUGACACAGCCUCUGAACCAGGCAUUCUUCGAGGCCAUCAAGCCAGCGUGGCAAGAGGAGGUGAGGAAGUUCGUGACUGACAACAUGAAACCCGUCACACUGGGGACGUUUGCCGGCGUCCUGAAGAAGGCCUGGACAACAGCAGCUCAGCCAGAAACAGCCACGAGGGGAUUCAAAAAGGCAGGGCUGUUUCCCUACAACCCUGACGUUGUCCUCACAAGUGACAAGCUGAAACCCAGCUGCACCUUCACAGGGUCCCCUGCCCCUACCUUCCACUUGUUACCCACCUCGUCUCCCUCAGUUCCACCCACUUCAUCUGCCUCUGUCCCAUCCACCUCGUCUCCCUCUGCCCCAUCCACCUCUUCUCCCUUUCCCCCACCCUCCUCUUCUCCCUCUGCCCCACCCACCUCUUCUGCCUCUGCCCCACUCACCUCUUCUGCCUCUGAGCCAUCCACAACGUCACAAACUCGCCAUCAUCGGCUCAAGCAAAUAUUCUCCAUGAACUUUAAGCUUGGGGAGGAGAAGGUGGACCUGUUCCUCAAGAGGUAUGAGACUGGAUACGACCUCAAGAUUGACCCCGACUACAACAUGUGGUCCAGUCUGAUGUACGAUAUCGAACAACUGGCUCCUCCUCCACUCCCCCAGCCAUCAGCAGGAGCCCUGAAACCUCAGACGAUCACCGACAAGGUGCUCACAUUACAGUCAUGUUCAAAGAACAAGGGCGUUAAAAGGCCUCAGCCACCUGUGCCACAGUGCAUCGGUGGAAAUGACUAUAAAGAGAUGAUACUCACGAAGAAGAGGAAGGCGGAAGAAGAACAACAGCAGAAGGAAGAGAGAAAGAAGCAAAGCGAGCAGAGAUAGAUGGAACGGCUAGCACAGGCUGAAGAAAAGAAG